This is a messenger RNA of Triticum turgidum subsp. durum (durum wheat), 357 nucleotides long. The record is from the annotation of a GenBank genome assembly. NCBI's taxonomy places the organism in Eukaryota, Viridiplantae, Streptophyta, Magnoliopsida, Poales, Poaceae.
AUGGCUUCUUUUGUGCUCCGAUCCGCCGGCCGCUUGCUCCGGCGACCUGUCUCCGAUUUUGUUGGGAAGAUCCGACCCAACAAGCAUUCUUGCUCAAAAUUCAGUACGGUACACGGAAAACAUAUCAAGGAAGAACCCAUCAGGACCGGCCCGAGCAUUAUGAUGAAAUUGGAUGAGCGCGACUGUAUCCUGUGUGAAGCUCACAAAGACAUUAAAGUAUUGCUAAAACAAGCAAGGGAUAAUGAAGCAUGGGACAAGCUACUGAAAAAAUUGUUAUUACCUUCAUCCAUUCUUGCCGCCCUUGCCUUUUGGAAGACAGGACAGGAAAUGCCUGUGGAAAAUAUACCUCCAAAUUAA